Messenger RNA from Leptosia nina, 1140 nucleotides. Lineage: Eukaryota; Metazoa; Arthropoda; Insecta; Lepidoptera; Pieridae. The record is from the annotation of a GenBank genome assembly.
AUGCAGGCCGCUCAGAGGGAAACCGCUGUUUCCAUACCCCUUACACCGACGAGAUCGGAUCUCUAUUGGAGAAGGAUCUUUAACAAGUACGACAAAGACAACGACGGUCGAAUUUCGUAUGUGGAGCUGAAGAAUAUAAUCGAAUCCCGGGAGUACGACCACGACCUUCCGGACAAUGUCGUGGAGAAGAUCAUGUCGCUGGCUGACAGGGACAAUUCUGGUUACCUCGAGUUCGCGGAGUUCGUGGAUAUGAUGCACAACCCGGCUUUUAAGGCGGUGUUUGGACACUUCGUGGCCAGAUACAUCCACUCCAUCAUACCUCACAGAGGCCCAGUAGAUACUACAGGAAGGUGGUCAGGGUUCCAGCCAGUCUCGUCCUCAGAUGGCGUCCGAACUCGUAGCAAGGCAGUAUUCACGUACACAGACGGCACUUACGAGGAGGAGUACACCUGCUGGCCGCCCGCGGUCUCCAUGAUCAUCAUCUCUCUGGUGGAAAUAGUGCUCUUCUGCUAUGAUGCGGCGCAGGGGAAGACCGCUGCGACGGGACCCAUCGCUAAGCUGUUCCUCUACAACCCGAGGAAGAGGCACGAGGCGUGGAGGUUUUUGACAUAUAUGCUGGUGCAUGUUAAUGUAGUACAUCUUCUAGUCAAUCUUCUGGUGCAGCUAUUUCUUGGAGUGCCACUGGAGAUGGUCCACAAAUGGUGGAGAGUGGUGCUGGUGUAUUUGGCUGGAGUCGCAGCUGGCUCCUUGGCCACCAGCCUGGCCGACCCCAAGGUCUACCUAGCGGGAGCUUCGGGGGGUGUCUAUGCAUUGAUCACGGCUCAUAUAGCAACUAUUAUCAUGAACUGGGCAGAAAUGGAGUUUGCAAUAAUACAGUUGUUAGUAUUCGUUCUGCUGGCCGCCGUGGAUGUAGGAACGGCGGUGUACGACAGGUACUGGAAGCACACACAGCAGAACAUCGGUUACGUGGCUCAUCUAGGAGGGGCCAUAGCUGGACUACUAGUCGGCAUCGGCGUCCUAAGAAACCUCGAGAAGAGAAAGUGGGAGAAGCGGUUGUGGUGGGCGGCGGUUAUCCUCUACUUCUCAUUGAUGAUUGCCGGUAUACUUGCCAAUAUCUUCUGGGAGUCCAGAUUCCUGUAA